AUGUUACUCACCGUCCCGUGGAAGAAUGCCGAUGGCGUCGAUAACGUCAGUGGCGUCUCUUUGGGAAUUGCAUUGACCAGAUUCUUUUCUCGCUGGCCUGUGUGGUCCAAGAACAUCAUCGUAGUGUUUCCCGAGAACCCCGGAGGAGCGCUGAGAUCAUGGGUGGAAGCUUAUCACAGUUCGUUGGAUCUGACGGGUGGCUCAAUCGAGGCAGCGAUUGUUUUGGAUUAUCCUGGGGUGAAUGACUAUUUCGAUCACGUAGAGGUCACCUACGAGGGCCUCAACGGCGAGCUACCCAAUUUGGACUUGGUUAACAUAGCUGUGUCUAUUGCCGAGCACGAAGGCAUGAAAGUGUCCCUACAUGGUGUACCGUGCGAUAAAAUCGCCGAGAACAACUUCUGGUCCAGGCUUUUAGUUUUGGCCUUGGGAAUCAAGAAUGGUGCGUUGGCAGGGUUGCGCAGAAUAAAUGGCAACGAAGCCUUCAGCGGCUGGAGAAUUCAGUCGGUGACCUUGAGGGCUCACGGAACAAGCGGUGCUCACGAUGUGACCACUUUUGGCCGUAUUCCGGAAGCUAUGUUCAGAUCUAUCAACAACCUACUUGAAAAAUUCCACCAAUCAUUCUUCUUCUACAUUUUACUUGCCCCACGCUAUUUUGUUUCCAUCAGCAGCUACCUGCCCUGUGCCGUUGUGCUUUCAGUAUCCUUUGCAAUCGCGUCUUUGGACACUGUGAUCAAUAAUCGGUACAAGACGCUCCCUCUGUCAUCGAAGUAUAACCUAUUGGGACUACUCAUAUGGUCUGCAUCGCUAUUUUUAUCUUUCGCAGUAGCCCAGCUUUUCCUCAGACACCCUUCGCCUCAAGCUUUACUGCUAACAAGCUUUCUAAUCCCCUUCGGGCCAUCCUUAGUCAAAGGAACAUUUACCAUCGCAGAUCCCCUUUCCUACAGACUCAAGACCAUUGCAUUCCUCUAUUUCAGUCUCGUACUCACAUCCCUGCUCAUGGUGAACUUCCCAUUAGCUUUUGCUAUGAGCAUUGUCGCAUUUCCCAUGACAUUUGUCAAAAAGUUGCCAACUGGACAACAAAGCGUCCGUGCCAGAACAAAAAAUGUCUUUCUACUACUACUAUCCAAUCCCUUCAUUGCAUUUUGGCUCAUUUGUAACUGGGUUGAACCUGAUUUGCAGGGUUUCGAACUGUUUUCGCGGUUGGUCGCUGCCUGGAACGACCUCAAUUGUUGGACUUGGUUCGUCAUUUGCCUCGGCUGGCUGCCAAGCUGGCUGCUGCUGACACUGUCAACCCUCGAUACGCACACAGACCCCCAAUCAAGCCCAGAAAAGAAGACAGCGUGA
Molecule: messenger RNA, 1344 nt
Organism: Torulaspora globosa
Lineage: Eukaryota; Fungi; Ascomycota; Saccharomycetes; Saccharomycetales; Saccharomycetaceae
Gene: GAA1
Product: GPI-anchor transamidase subunit GAA1
Exons: 1
Coding region: 1-1344 (447 amino acids)
Biological process (GO): attachment of GPI anchor to protein
Cellular component (GO): membrane; GPI-anchor transamidase complex
Source: RefSeq, a predicted model, not a curated record